GUUUUAUAUAUUCUCUUCAACUUCGUGGUCCCACACACAAACCUAUGGUUGGCAUACCAUUCUCAUUAGGUGAAAACAGCUUUUGGUGGAUCCUUAAGUGUGGGGCCUCUGUGAUUUAUGUACCUUACAUCCCAAAAAUGAAGCAGUUUCCAAUCUUAACUACAUUGAAUAUUGUUGAUUGAAUCUCCACCAUUGAAAACUUAUUGGGCCACCCCAAAUGUUUAUUUGCCAUCCAAGCUUUUGAUAAGUUGAAAAAAGACCUAGAUGAAGGCCCCACACAAAUAUCAGAUUGAUAAAAAACUUUUGUGGCCCACAAGAAGUUUUUAAUGGUCAAUCACCACUGUUUCCUGUGGUAUAGUCCAAAUGAUAUUUGGAUCUGCUUCAUUUCUGUGAUCAUGACUUAAAAUGAGCUUUCAAAACGGUUGGACGGCGUGGAUAUAAGGAGAAUACAUCAACGUGGGCCCCACCAUCAGGGAUCCCACCCACCUCGGUGGAUCCGGGGAACCACCGAAGUCGCGCCCAUCCCCAUUUGUUCCAUGUGGUGCGUCCCAUUGGAGUGGUUGAUCUAGCUAAUUAUCGCUUUAGAGCCUAGCAUCGAGCUAGAACCUGAUAGACGGUGCGGAUUUUACAUACACAACAUGGUGGGACCCACAGUCUUAGCUGCUUUACGAAGCCUGUAAAACAGGCGUUGUAGAGGAUUCCAGUCCCCCGAAACAAAAUCCCCCUUCCGUUCUUCGCGAAGAAACAUAAGAGAGAGAGAGAGAGAGAGAGAGAGAGAGAGAGAGAGAUUUCGCGUCCGCCCUGCACUUCCACCUGAAUUUCGCCAUGGCUAGGGUUUCAUCAAACAAGCACGACCGUGACCAAGCUUUGGAUUUCCAGGACUUUUUAAAUGACUUGCAAGAUUGGGAGCAUUCUGUAAAGGAGAAAGACAAAAAGCUGAAAGGUCAUAUGCAGGAGGAGAAAAUUGUGGCAUCCUCCUCUUGGAAGAUAGGAAUUGCCGGUGAAGGUAAAGGACUAAGAAAAAAAGCUCACACAGUUGAAAUGAAAAGGUCAGCAAAUGAAGUUGAUCCGAAAUUUGCAUUAGGAAGCAGCCGUGAACAACAACAAUUUGAUUACUUGAGAAGUUCGGAUGCAAUCGGUCGUAUAUCAGGCAGUUUAACGACUGAGGAAGGUUCCCCAGAUGCAGCUUCAGAGAAAGAACUGGGCAAUGAGUAUUAUAAGCAAAAAAAGUUUCAUAAAGCGAUUGAGUGCUAUUCAAGAAGCAUCGCAUUGUCUCCAUCAGCAGUUGCAUUUGCAAAUAGAGCAAUGGCAUACAUCAAAAUCAAAAGGUUUGAAGAAGCCGAGAAUGACUGUACAGAAGCCCUAAAUUUAGAUGAUCGUUACAUAAAAGCAUACUCACGCCGGGCAACAGCCAGGAAAGAACUUAGAAAACUCAAGCUAUCCAUUGAAGAUUCUGAGUUUGCUCUAAGGCUUGAACCUAAUAACCAAGAGCUCAGGAAACUGUACACCGAGGUGAAAGAACUGUACGAUAAGGAAAUUGUCAAAAAGACCUCUGAUGCAGUGAAGAAUUCCAUUCAAAGAUUUGAGAGAGUAAGGGAUUCAGAAACAGAAGCCAAAGGAGACUCUCAAGGAGCACGAGUUACUGUAAUUCAAGCUGAUCAGGUCGAGGACAAGAAUGGGAAGGAUCCUGGUAAGCCUGCAAUCAUUAUGAAGGGAAUAGAGAGCAUAACUAUGAGUUCUGGAAACAAUAGCUGGGAACAACAGUUAGAUGCAUCAGAGGAAGGUGCAGCUCCAAAUUCCGGCACAAAGCGUGGUUUCAAACAGAUAAGCAAUGGUGUUGAUGGAAAACAUGAAUUCAAAGCAUCAGUGCAAGAGCUUGCUUCUCGUGCAGCUUCUCAAGCUUUGGCUGCCGCAGCAAAAAAGAUUACCACACCAAAGUCAGCUUACGAGUUUGAGGUUUCUUGGAGAGCACUCUCUGAUGACCAUGUCCUUCAGGCCCAUUUGCUGAAGACUAUACCGCCGAAUACUUUACCACAGAUAUUUAAAAACGCUCUAUCUGCUCCCAUACUGAUUGACAUCAUCAAGUGCCUAACCACCUUUUUCUUGGAGGAGAUGGAGCUGGCUGUUGAUAUUUUAGAUAAUUUGACCAAGGUUGCACGAUUUGACAUGAUCAUCAUGUGUCUUUCCGCUGUUGACAAAGCUGAUCUCUACAAGAUAUGGAACGAAGUGUUUUCAAAUGAGACUGUUCCGGCCGGACAUGCAGAGACAAUCAGGAGAUUGCGUCCCAAAUACUGCCUCGGUGAUGGAUGGCAAAUGCAUGUGCUGGAAUCCAGCGGCUGGAGUAAGAUGUCAUGAGACAUGGGGUUUGUCUCCAUUGCUCUUUUACAGUGUAAAUCAGAUGAUGCACUGUGUGGUCUCUCAUACUAGCUAAUGUUCAUGGCCUGGUUGCUAUAUGCAUUAUCACAAAUUCACCCUCCGCAGAAACUUGUAGAUGAAUGGUUAUGACGCCCUGCAAGGGCUUCUUUUGACUAUCCCCAUUCUUUUGUGGGGCCCACAAAAUGAAUGGUCAGAUUGUGCUGUUUUGUGCCCAUGGGCCCACUCGUGGACUCGACCAAAUUGUAUAAAUAUAAUACGUUCUAUCUUUUUAUCCUUUUUA
Magnolia sinica is the source of this 2656-nucleotide messenger RNA. RefSeq lists its product as uncharacterized. NCBI's taxonomy places the organism in Eukaryota, Viridiplantae, Streptophyta, Magnoliopsida, Magnoliales, Magnoliaceae. The transcript is spliced from 12 exons. Bases 826 to 2355 code for a protein of 509 amino acids. The record is from RefSeq and is a predicted model, not a curated record. Gene Ontology annotation, molecular function: protein binding.